Amoebophrya sp. A25 is the source of this 551-nucleotide messenger RNA. The record is from the annotation of a GenBank genome assembly. Lineage: Eukaryota; Dinophyceae; Syndiniales; Amoebophryaceae.
GCGAUGAUGGCGGUAUAUCUAUGCGCGAUGCGCCGCGACCACCCUCGGGCCCAAGUGGAGGACCCGUGCGCACGCUUGCCGGUUUCUUCGCGUUUCUUUUAAGUGACCCAGCUACAGUGUUUCAUUUCUGAAGUGUACUUGGUCGUGCUGUCGUCUGAAGUCUGCAGGACUGAUUCUCUCGAGUACGAAUAAUUGAGGGGAACUCAACACAUAUUAACAACUAAGAAAGCACUUUAUUGCAAAACUACUUCUACUUCUACUUCUCCUUCUGUCUAAUUCUUGGGGACACAUGUGGGCGAGACGAACUGGAGCAGGCAGUUGGACUAUCCACAGUGAAACGAACACUACUAGCGGAAUUUGGACUCGGUGACCGAGAGGUGGCGGACGCGCUUUCCGCAGUGCCCGCCCCAGGAGGUCUGAUUCAGACAGCGGAGGUUGUGCAGCAGCUCCAAGCGCGAGGAUAUCAACCAGCAGGAGCAGACGCUGGAGGUAUCCAGCAACAUGGUAGCAGUGAUAUGAAUAUGAUGAGAGGAACCGCGGCAAGAGAAAAC